AUGGAUGCGACAGGGACACAGUGCAUUAUGACGCAUUCAAUGAAGCCCCUGGCGGUCUGUCCCAACGGAGUGCUUCGUGACGGCCGGUGUUUGGUUUUUGCGUUGCCCGCUUCCACUUACUGCCCAGGAGGAUUCAUAGAAUAUCGCGUCGACGGCAUGAAGGAGUGCGUGGCAACAAGAGCAGCUCGAAUGAAGAUGGCUUGCUGGGGCCCUCAUGAGAAACUCGAAGGCGAUAUGUGCGUUGAGCGUAAGAUUUCUCCUCUCAUCCUGGAAUGUUUAAAAGGAAGCCUCAACGAAGACAAUAUGUGCGAGCACAUCACUGCCAUUCCGCCAAGGCCGGUUUGCAGUCCCGGUUUCUAUGAGUCGGAUGGGCUUUGCAUCCAACGUCGAGAAGCGCCGUGUGAUCUGUCGCCUGAUGAUGGCGUCAGCUCGCCCUGGGAAGGUAAGGAAGUUAGCAAGGGGUCCGUGGCUUCCACCACUAAGUUCGUUCAUGAUAAAAAACAUGAAAAAUUCCAUAGUUCUCACUCCAAGAUGAUACCGGACAGUGGCGAAAUUCUGCCUCCAGAUUUGGAUGAACUCGAAGCGAAGUCAAAUCGACUCGAGGCUGCUGAGCAACUGCCUGAUAAAUUCGCUCGUGCCGCGCAAGAGAAUGCCAGGGACGAUAUAAAAGUCCUUCUUCAGGAGCUUUUCAGUGUAGAUGCAAAACACUCUGCAGCGCAUGUAACUGCUGAGAGAGGAACAGAAUACUCUGGAGAGGCAUCAACGCGUUUUCACCUUGGAUUGCCGUUGGCGAACUCGCUCGGGCAUCCUUGCCUCAGACCAUCCCCCGUCAUGCCAUUGGUGAAUCAGCAGCUGCUGUACCCGCAAAACAUGUUGGCAGCCCCAGUUGCCCCUACCUUGAAGCCUUAUGGGAGUCAUGCAGGCUGGCAUGAUAACCGAUUUGCUAGCCAGGUGGGCAAUGGGAUAGGGCCAUUUGCGCGCCAACAGGGGAAAUCCAAAUCCGCGAGUUCGGUGAGCUCUCCAGAGCAGUAUAUCCCGGUUUUGCAAAUGCAGUCGUCUUCACAAAGUAAGCAAAAUGCCAACGGAGUGACAGACGAUCCGAUUUCAACUCAACAGCUGAACACUGCAGCUCAUUCUGUGGCUAAGAGCACAGUUCCGGGUGAGUAUGGUUUACUCGGCAGUGCAACAACAGCCACCACCAAAACAACACCUGUGAACUUGGAGGGGAGGAAACCUCGCUGGUUGCAGGACGGCCGCCAGUUCUUCAUCAAUGGCCCAACGGAGAGCCUUGUAACAUCUGGCAGCACUCUUGAGGUGGUGCGCUCACGAAAUGAAGGAUCCGCAAAGACAAACGGAGUGAUGCUCGGUCGACAUAGAAGACGCCUUGAAGGACUGGAUUUCAUUCCAGGUUGUUGGGAAGAGGAAGUACAAACACCAAUUGACUGGACAUGCGAUCCGCCUUACGCCUUAGACCGCGAGCAGUUUGUCUGCAUCAGAGUUGAGUUUACGGGUCCCAACAUUGUCUGCGAUGGGAAGCCACAGGGUGACUUGUGUGUGCACGAGGCUGUACCUUCUUCACUGGGUUGUUGUGUCGGGAUGUCUGGUCUUUCAGGUGCAGAAGCCUCCUCAGUGGUAUUGUCCACUUGA
Eimeria mitis is the source of this 1647-nucleotide messenger RNA. RefSeq lists its product as uncharacterized. The transcript has 6 exons. Bases 1 to 1647 code for a protein of 548 amino acids. NCBI's taxonomy places the organism in Eukaryota, Apicomplexa, Conoidasida, Eucoccidiorida, Eimeriidae. The record is from RefSeq and is a predicted model, not a curated record.